GACAGUCCGAAGUGGCUCCGUGUUCGAGAAUUCUCAUGUACCCUUGCAAACAUGGAUGCAUUUCAUCUACAGAUUUGCUCAGGGUCUUCGCCUACGACAAGUGGACAUGAUGCAAGAGGGGAUUACUCAGAGCUCUGCAACGCUGACAAAACUUGCUGAUAAGCUGCGGAGGGUUUGCAAAGCUGCAAUGAACAGAAUGAGAAGAAGAGGCAAACAGACCAUUGGAAGAAGAGGGGAACUUGUUCUCAUAGAUGAGAGCAAAUUUGGUCAUAAAAGGAAGUACAACAGAGGAAGGGCAAGCAACAGGAGUUCCUGGGUUUUUGGAAUGCUCGGCAUUAAGGAGGCCAGGAGAAGACCCGUGCUCAAGAUAGUCCCUUACCGUUCAGCCGAUCAUCUCCUCCCCCUAAUAAAAAGGCACGUUCGACAGGGAAGCGCCAUCAUUUCAGAUGGAUGGAGAUCAUAUCACCGUCUUCAGGAUGAAGGUUACAAUCAUCUGACUGUUAACCACCAAGAAUGUUUUGUUGACCCUAUGACAGGUGCACAUACACAAAAUCUCGAGCGACUUUGGGGCAUUUGCAAAUCAACUAUAUGGAGAUUAAGAGGAAACCGAACCCAAAAUUUAUUGAAAGAUCACUUGGAUGUAAUUGAGUGGACUUACUGGCGUGGAAACCAACACAGACAUGGACCACUGGGCAUGCUUUUACAUGACAUCCGAAAAAAAUAUCCUGUAUGAAAUAAAGUUGCAAAUUUGGGUCUGAUGAUCCAGUGUUUGAAAUCAAACCAGACACGGUGAAGCAGCAUCAAGUUUUUA
Molecule: messenger RNA, 811 nt
Organism: Notolabrus celidotus (New Zealand spotty)
Lineage: Eukaryota; Metazoa; Chordata; Actinopteri; Labriformes; Labridae
Exons: 3
Coding region: 56-733 (225 amino acids)
Source: RefSeq, a predicted model, not a curated record